CAACCCCAGUUGGGGAUCAAGCCUGAAACCCCAGGCAUGUGCCCUGAUGGGGAAUUGAACCAUGACCUGCUUCAUAGGUCGAUGUUCAACCACUGAGCCAUGCCGGCCGGGCCAGUGUUUGUUGUUUAGAGAAGAGAUAGGAAUGGAAUAUACUGCAGUCCAAGACCAACUAGCUGUCACCUACUCCUCAGGUGCCGCCUAGCGAAACAGCUCCCUGGGCUAAAGAUCCCAGAACAGGGAAAGUUGGAAGUAUCUACAGUGGCAAUUGUCAGGUCUAGAAAGAAAUAAGGUCUCAGGCUGAAGAACCCAGUUCUGCUUGCUUGGCACCGAACACCUUUGUCCUGGAAGGAGAGUGUGCUGAGUUCUUGAUUUGAUGUCCCAAUAUUUCCUUGGUGAAACCACAGGCAGAACUCCAGGUGCAUGUCUCUUAGUCUUAUAGAACAUCAAAGACAAAUGAUACCUGGGUCCAAACCUCUUCAUUUGAUAGAUGAACAAGAAAGUACUGAAGGGGUGAUGUGCCCAAGGUCACCCAGCCAAGAGGCUGAGCAGGACUAUACAUCAGAUCUGUUGACCUCAGUCCCUUGUGUAAUCCUUCGAUCAGAUUAGGGGGUUCAUAGUUUGGCAGCUGUUGGAUAGCUCUUGGAUCUAGGUGGCACUGACGCUUAAUGCCUGUUCUGCUGUGGAUGCUUGAACUUGUCCUCAGUGACUCAGCCUGUGUGGCCCCAGCUGCCCUGCCCCUCCUGCCGCAGUUCCCACCCUCUCUGUGGCCACAUUGAUGGCCCUUAUCUCUUUGCCCACCUGGCUCUGUGCAGCACUCCACUGCCGUGGCCAGGAUGGGCUUGUGCGUUCAGUGUCCUGGUUAGUGCAGCAAUAGCAGAUCCUACUGUCGUUUCCUUCUGGUCUCUGCUUCUCUGGGUCUGUGAGGAGAGCAGAAGGAAGAAAACAGCCCAAAGAUGAGAGUGAUUCGCGUGGGUACCCGCAAGAGCCAGCUGGCGCGCAUACAGACGGACAGCGUGGUGGCAAUGCUGAAAACCUUAAACCCAGGCCUGCAGUUUGAAAUCGUUGCUAUGUCCACCACAGGGGACAAGAUUCUUGAUACUGCGCUCUCUAAGAUUGGAGAGAAGAGCCUGUUUACCAAGGAGCUGGAGCAUGCGUUAGAGAAGAAUGAUAGAGGCGGGAUGGAUGGAGCAGAGGUGGGAGCUGCUGCCUGGACCCUUCUCCUGCCCCCAUCCCAUCUCUCUAGAGUGGACCUGGUCGUUCACUCCCUGAAGGACCUGCCCACUGUGCUUCCUCCAGGCUUCACCAUUGGAGCCGUCUGCAAGCGAGAGAACCCCUAUGAUGCUGUUGUCUUUCACCCAAAAUUUGUUGGGAAGACCCUAGAGACCUUGCCAGAGAAGAGUGUGGUGGGAACCAGCUCCCUGCGAAGAGCGGCCCAGCUGCAGAGAAAGUUCCCACAUCUGCAGUUCAAGAGCAUCCGGGGAAACCUCAACACUCGGCUCCAGAAGCUGGACGAGCUGCAGGAGUUCAGUGCCAUCAUCUUGGCUGCAGCGGGCCUGCAGCGCAUGGGCUGGCAGAACCGCGUGGGGCAGAUCCUGCACCCUGAGGAAUGCAUGUACGCUGUGGGUCAGGGGGCCCUGGGCGUGGAGGUGCGAGCCAAGGACCAGGACAUCUUGGACCUGGUGGGCACGUUGCACCAUCCUGAGACCCUGCUUUGCUGCAUUGCCGAGCGAGCCUUCCUGAAGCACCUGGAAGGCGGCUGCAGCGUACCCGUAGCAGUGCACACAGCUAUUCAGGAUGGACAGCUGUACCUGACUGGAGGAGUCUGGAGUCUGGACGGCUCAGAGAGCAUGCAAGAGACCAUGCAGGCCACCAUCCAUGUCCCUGCCCAGCAUGAAGAUGGCCCUGAAGAUGACCCACAGUUGGUGGGCAUCACUGCCCAGAACAUUCCACGAGCAGCCCAGCUGGCUGCUGAGAACCUGGGCACCAGCCUGGCCAACUUGUUGCUGAACAAAGGAGCCAAGAACAUCUUGGACGUCGCACGGCAGCUUAAUGAUGCCCACUGACUGGUGGGCUGCUGCCGCCCAGGCUGGCACCCUAGGCCUCAGGGGCCUGAACUGCAGAGUCAGACUCCCAGGGACGGCCUUGCCUGCUCAGUAGGUGGGGCUCUUCUCUUUAGAGCCCAAGCCUUUGAAAUGUAAUCGACUCUGCUAAUAAACCAGCUCUGAAGGUG
This is a messenger RNA of Myotis daubentonii (Daubenton's bat), 2230 nucleotides long. It is a transcript of the gene HMBS, whose product is annotated as hydroxymethylbilane synthase. Lineage: Eukaryota; Metazoa; Chordata; Mammalia; Chiroptera; Vespertilionidae. The record is from RefSeq and is a predicted model, not a curated record. Gene Ontology annotation, biological process: heme biosynthetic process. Gene Ontology annotation, molecular function: hydroxymethylbilane synthase activity. Gene Ontology annotation, cellular component: cytoplasm.